Messenger RNA from Ochotona curzoniae (black-lipped pika), 3642 nucleotides. RefSeq names its product U2 snRNP-associated SURP motif-containing protein. The record is from RefSeq and is a predicted model, not a curated record. Gene Ontology annotation, biological process: RNA processing. Gene Ontology annotation, cellular component: nucleus. The transcript is spliced from 27 exons. NCBI's taxonomy places the organism in Eukaryota, Metazoa, Chordata, Mammalia, Lagomorpha, Ochotonidae. The coding region runs from base 426 to 3242 and encodes 938 amino acids. Gene Ontology annotation, molecular function: RNA binding.
CCCUUUUUUUUUUUUUGUUCUCUACCAAGAAGUUGUUGGUUAGAGCAAUGUCCUGGCAGUAAAUAGUGUAUCUCAGGAUUUGGGAAAAUGUGUUGCAUAAAAAUUCUGCUGUAAAAAUAGUGGUUAGGUUUCCAUUCUGUAAUAAAAAUGGUAAAUAAUGCCUUAGGUGUAUCUCAUUAACAUUUAUAUCGUUUUGACACUUUCAGACCAGAUCAUCAGAUGCUCAUUCCUCGGGAUCUUCAGAUGCACAUACGGAUGCAUCUGGACCCUCAGAUGGUGAUGUGCCAAGUCGUACACGGCCUAAGAGCCCGAGAAAACAUAAUUAUAGGAAUGAAAGUACCCGUGAAAGCGUUAAUGAUUCUUCUCAUCAGAAUCUCUCCAAACCUCUUCUAGAAAAUAAACUUAAAGCAUUCAGUAUUGGAAAGAUGAGUACAGCUAAACGAACUUUAAGUAAGAAGGAACAAGAGGAAUUAAAGAAAAAGGAGGAUGAAAAGGCAGCUGCUGAGAUUUAUGAAGAAUUCCUUGCUGCUUUUGAAGGAGGUGAUGGUAAUAAAGUAAAGACCUUUGUGCGAGGAGGUGUUGUUAAUGCAGCUAAAGAAGAACAUGAAACAGAUGAAAAAAGAGGUAAAAUUUAUAAGCCAUCUUCAAGAUUUGCAGAUCAGAAGAAUCCUCCAAAUCAGUCAUCCAAUGAAAGACCACCAUCACUUCUUGUAAUAGAAACCAAAAAACCUCCAUUGAAGAAGGGGGAGAAAGAAAAGAAAAAAAGCAAUUUGGAACUCUUCAAAGAAGAGUUGAAACAAAUUCAGGAAGAGCGUGAUGAGAGACAUAAAACAAAAGGCAGGUUAAGUCGAUUUGAGCCUCCUCAGUCAGAUUCGGAUGGUCAGCGUCGUUCUAUGGAUGCGCCUUCAAGAAGAAAUAGAUCAUCUGGUGUUCUUGAUGAUUAUGCUCCUGGCUCACAUGAUGUAGGCGAUCCAAGCACUACUAAUUUAUACCUUGGAAACAUUAAUCCACAGAUGAAUGAAGAAAUGCUGUGCCAAGAAUUUGGGAGAUUUGGACCAUUAGCCAGUGUGAAAAUUAUGUGGCCUAGAACUGAUGAAGAAAGAGCAAGAGAGAGAAAUUGUGGUUUUGUGGCUUUCAUGAAUAGAAGAGAUGCUGAAAGAGCUUUAAAAAAUUUAAAUGGAAAAAUGAUUAUGUCUUUUGAAAUGAAGUUAGGUUGGGGUAAAGCUGUACCUAUUCCUCCACAUCCAAUAUACAUUCCUCCUUCUAUGAUGGAACAUACGCUUCCCCCACCUCCUUCCGGACUGCCUUUUAACGCGCAACCUAGAGAACGGUUAAAAAACCCCAAUGCUCCCAUGUUACCACCACCCAAAAACAAGGAGGAUUUUGAGAAGACUCUGUCGCAAGCCAUAGUCAAAGUGGUUAUCCCAACAGAAAGGAAUUUGCUCGCUCUGAUACAUCGAAUGAUAGAGUUUGUUGUACGAGAAGGGCCGAUGUUUGAAGCUAUGAUUAUGAACAGAGAAAUCAACAAUCCUAUGUUCAGAUUCUUAUUUGAAAACCAGACACCAGCUCAUGUUUACUAUAGAUGGAAGCUUUAUUCUAUUCUGCAGGGAGAUUCACCUACUAAGUGGCGUACAGAAGAUUUUCGUAUGUUCAAAAAUGGAUCUUUUUGGAGGCCACCACCGUUAAAUCCCUACCUCCAUGGGAUGUCAGAAGAGCAAGAGCAAGAAGCGUUCGUGGAGGAGCCUAGUAAAAAGGGAGCACUUAAGGAAGAGCAGAGGGACAAAUUAGAAGAAAUCUUACGAGGAUUAACUCCAAGGAAAAAUGAUAUUGGAGAUGCAAUGGUUUUCUGUCUUAAUAAUGCUGAAGCUGCUGAAGAAAUAGUGGAUUGUAUUACUGAGUCAUUGUCCAUCUUAAAGACACCCCUUCCUAAAAAGAUUGCCAGAUUAUAUUUGGUUUCUGAUGUUUUGUACAACUCUUCAGCCAAAGUUGCCAAUGCUUCAUAUUAUAGAAAAUUUUUUGAAACAAAAUUGUGUCAGAUAUUUUCAGACCUCAAUGCUACCUAUCGUACAAUUCAAGGCCAUUUACAAUCUGAAAACUUUAAGCAACGAGUAAUGACCUGUUUCAGAGCGUGGGAGGAUUGGGCAAUAUACCCAGAACCAUUUUUGAUCAAACUACAGAAUAUUUUCUUAGGCCUUGUAAAUAUUAUUGAAGAAAAGGAAACGGAGGAUGUCCCAGAUGACCUUGAUGGUGCCCCCAUUGAGGAAGAACUUGAUGGUGCACCUCUGGAAGACGUGGAUGGAAUUCCUAUUGAUGCUGCUCCCAUUGAUGAUCUUGAUGGAGUUCCUAUAAAAAGUCUGGAUGAUGAUCUUGAUGGAGUGCCUUUGGAUGCAACUGAAGACUCAAAGAAGAAUGAGCCUAUAUUUAAAGUUGCCCCAUCAAAGUGGGAAGCUGUAGAUGAGUCUGAAUUGGAAGCACAGGCUGUAACAACUUCUAAAUGGGAGUUAUUUGACCAGCAUGACGAAUCAGAAGAAGAAGAAAAUCAAAAUCAAGAAGAGGAAAGUGAAGAUGAAGAAGAUACACAGAGCUCCAAAUCUGAAGACCAUCACCUGUACUCUAAUCCAAUCAAAGAAGAAAUGGCUGAAUCCAAGUUCUCUAAGUACUCUGAAAUGAGUGAAGAAAAGCGAGCUAAACUUCGUGAGAUUGAGCUUAAAGUUAUGAAGUUUCAGGAUGAAUUAGAAUCUGGAAAAAGACCUAAAAAACCAGGCCAGAGUUUUCAGGAGCAAGUGGAACACUACAGAGAUAAACUUCUACAACGAGAGAAAGAGAAAGAAUUAGAAAGAGAAAGAGAAAGAGACAAAAAGGAUAAAGAAAAAUUGGAAUCGCGAUCGAAAGAUAAGAAGGAAAAAGAUGAGUGUACUCCAACAAGGAAAGAAAGGAAAAGACGACACAGUGCAUCCCCCAGCCCGACUCGCAGUAGCAGUGGUAGACGAGUGAAAUCCCCAUCACCCAAAUCGGAGCGAUCAGAGAGAUCUCACAAAGAAAGCUCACGUUCCAGGUCAUCUCACAAAGAUUCUCCUAGAGAUGUUAGCAAAAAAGCCAAAAGGUCGCCAUCUGGUUCCAGGACACCUAAACGGUCUAGGCGAUCACGGUCUAGAUCCCCCAAAAAAUCAGGGAAGAAAUCCAGAUCUCAGUCCCGGUCUCCACACAGGUCUCAUAAAAAGUCCAAGAAAAACAAACACUGACAAAGUUUUUAAGAUGCUGUCACUAUUGGAAAUGCGAUUUUGUUUUGUGCCUGAAUGGUCUGGUUUUUUUAAAAAAAAAAAAAAAACCUACAAAAAAAGUCAAGUGGAAGAGCAUUCCUGGGGUUUUUGUUUGUGAAUGCAUGUGUAAACUCAUGAGUAACGCAUCUGUAGACAUGUCAUUGUUUUUUAUUGUAUAAAUUACUUUCAUUGUGGCUGUUUCUCAAGAUGAAAUUUUUAUUGUGCUAAGAAGUUUCAUCAGAAAUGUGUAUAAUGGGUCUGCCGGCAGUAGUAGUAUUUUGUUCUAGGAUGUUGUGACUUAGCAGAAAUAAUACAGAUGUCUUCCCCCCUUUUGUAGCUUUGACAAUUUGAAUUAGAUUUCAAAUAAAAUCUGAACAGAAAA